CCUGGAGAAUCACAGAAAAUACAGAGGGUGCUUGAAGCGUUCUCUGAACGAUAUUAUGAGCAGACACCAGAUGUUCUGGUUAACAAAGAUGCAGCACUCGUGUUAUCGUAUUCACUUAUCAUGCUGAACACGGAUCAACACAAUACACAGGUGAAGAAGAAGAUGACGGAGGAAGAUUUCAUUCGCAACAACCGGAGAAUAAAUGGAGGAAAUGACCUCCCUCGAGAAUUUUUGUCUGAGCUCUACCACUCCAUCUGUGAGAAUGAGAUCCGGAUUUCCCCAGAUGGAGGUGCUGGAACCCCAUUGAUGGCACCAAGCCAUUGGAUUGGUCUAGUUCACAAAUCAAGGCAAACUUCCCCGUUUAUUGUCUGUGAUCAAGGACCUUAUCUUGAUUAUGAUAUGUUUUCUAUGUUGUCUGGUCCGACAAUUGCUUCCAUCUCAGUGGUUCUUGAUCAUGUGGAGCAGGAAGAUGUCUGGCAAACAUGCAUCGAUGGAUUUCUUGCCAUUGCCAAAAUUUCAGCCUCCUAUAGCUUUGAUAAUGUGUUGGAUGAUUUAGUGGUAUCUCUUUGCAAGUUCACAACUCUUUUGCUUCCAUCAUAUACUGAUGAUUUUAUUGUCACAUUUGCCCAAGAUAAUAAAGCUAGACUGGCAACUUUAGCUGUCUUCACAAUAGCAAACAAGUAUGGGGACCAUAUUCGCUCUGGUUGGAAAAACAUCCUGGACUGCAUUUUGAGCUUGCAUAAAUUUGGCCUUCUUCCUACUCGUCUUUUUAGUGAUGCUGCUGAUGAUGUGGAGUCUACUUCUGAUGCCGACCAAAGCAAACCUGCUGCAGCUUCCCCAUCAGCACCUCAUGUGCCUUCAUUGGCCCCAUCAAGGAAAUCAUCUGGCUUAAUGGGCCGAUUUAGCCAACUGUUAUAUCUUGAUGUAGAAGAACCUGCGCCUCAGCCAAAUGAAAAACAGCUUGCCGCCCGCCAGCAGACUCUUCAGACUAUUCAGAAUUGUCACAUUAAUAGCAUAUUUGCCGAGAGUAAGUUUUUGCAAGCAGAGUCACUUUCACAGCUUGUUCGGGCCCUUGUGAUGGCUGCAGGCCGGCCUCAUAAGGGAAACUUCUCUCUAGAAGAAGAAGAGACUGCAGUAUUCUGUCUGGAGUUGCUGAUUGCAAUCACAAUAAAUAAUCGGGAUAGGAUAAUGCUUCUUUGGCAGGUUGUUUAUGAGCACAUAGCAAGUGUUGUCCAAUCAACAACAAUGCCUUGUACUUUGGUAGAGAAGGCUGUUUUUGGGCUGCUUCGCAUAUGCCAAAGGUUGCUUCCUUACAAGGAAAAUCUCACAGAUGAGCUCCUCAAGUCACUGCAACUCGUCUUAAAGCUCGAUGCAAGGGUCGCCGAUGCUUUUCUUGAACAGAUAACCCAGGAGGUGAUGCACCUUGUCAAAGCAAACGCUAUGCAGAUACGAUCACAUAUGGGCUGGCGGACAAUUAUAUCUCUGCUUUCUAUUACAGCUCGGCAUCCAGAAGCUUCUGAAGCAGGAUUUGAAACAUUAUCAUUCAUCAUGGCUGAUGGGGCUCACCUACUGCCUGCUAAUUACAUCCUUUGUUUAAAUGCAGCCAGUCACUUUGCUGACUCCCGCAUUGGAAAUGUUGAUCAAGCUGUGAGAUCCUUGGACCUGAUGGCUGGGUCACUUGUUUGUCUUGUUAGAUGGUCUCACAAGACAAAGGAAGCUCUGGGGGAGGAGGCUGCUAUAAAAAUGUAUCAGGAUAUAACUGAGAUGUGGCUGAGGCUGGUACAGGGACUCAGAAAAUUUUGUUUGGAUUGGAGAGAAGAGGUGCGGGGUCAUGCCAUCUUGAUGUUGCAGAGGUGUUUGACAGGGGUUGAGGGGAUACACAUUUCAACCGAUCUGUGGUUGCAAUGUUUUGAUCAGUUGAUCUUUACAUUGAUGGAUGAAUUGCUGGAACUUGCACCACAAGGUUCCAUAAAGGAUUACAGGAGCAUAGAAGGAGCAAUUUUUCUGUCUCUGAAGCUCAUGUUCAAAGUGUUUCUACAGUGUCUGCAGCAGCUCUCACAGUUGCCAUCCUUCUGCAAACUAUGGUUAGGGUUAUUGGAUCAUACAGAAAGAUGCAUGAAGAUGAAAUUCAAAGGUAAACGGAGUGAGAAGAUCCCAGAACUCGUCCCUGAACUCCUAAAGAACACUCUACUUGUCAUGAAAGCUAGUGGACUUCUGGUGCCAAGUGAUCCUGUAGGAGGGGACAGUUUCUGGCAGCUAACGUGGUUGCAUGUGCACAAAAUAUGCCCAUCCCUUCAAUCAGAGGUUUUCCCUUCUAGUGAAUUGGAGCUGUUGCAAAAGCAGCACAUCCAAGCUGGGUGUAGCCUUCUCUCAGAGGGAAGUGUUCUAGUCUCACCUAGUUGAAGCACAUCUUGAAGAUUCAUGUUAUUGAUCACACUUUCAUUUGGUGAAACUGACAUUCUUUAUCAGCACCAUCAUUAGUGUGGUGAGAAGAUAAAUUGUGUGGCUGAGAACGUGCUGGGCAUUAGGCGAAACACGCUCAUUGAAGCACAAGCUGCAACCUGCUGGAGCAAAGCUGGUUUCUGGUUUACAAGUUGUGAUAUCUCCAUUCUGAAUGUUAUAUGGUGCUUUACUGUUAAAGGAGCCUUUUCUGCCUUGUUGGCUUUCGAGGGAAGAUUAGGGAGGGGUGGUCAACUCGUGCAAUUUUGCACUUCUGUAGCGGUCACUUCACUUUAAGUUUGAUAACUUAGUUGUUACCAUUUCGGCUGUACAAUAUUGGCUAUACUACAAAAUAGUGAUUGAUAUUUUAUAGUAUGAAAUGUUACGGUCAGAUUGAACCGUAGGGUUUCUUCAAAA
Nicotiana tabacum (common tobacco) is the source of this 2856-nucleotide messenger RNA. The record is from RefSeq and is a predicted model, not a curated record. NCBI's taxonomy places the organism in Eukaryota, Viridiplantae, Streptophyta, Magnoliopsida, Solanales, Solanaceae.